Dama dama (fallow deer) is the source of this 708-nucleotide messenger RNA. RefSeq names its product HDGF like 1 (gene HDGFL1). The coding region runs from base 1 to 708 and encodes 235 amino acids. The transcript has a single exon. Lineage: Eukaryota; Metazoa; Chordata; Mammalia; Artiodactyla; Cervidae. The record is from RefSeq and is a predicted model, not a curated record. Gene Ontology annotation, molecular function: transcription coregulator activity; double-stranded DNA binding. Gene Ontology annotation, cellular component: nucleus. Gene Ontology annotation, biological process: regulation of transcription by RNA polymerase II.
AUGUCGCAGUUCUACCGUCGCAAGUACAAAUGCGGUGACCUGGUGUUCGCCAAAUUAAAGGGCUACGCCCACUGGCCCGCCAGGAUCGAGCAGACGGCCGAGGCCAACCGCUACCAGGUGUUUUUCUUCGGGACCCACGAGACGGCCUUCCUGGGCCCCAGGCACCUCUUCCCGUAUGAGGAGUCCAAGGAGAAGUUUGGCAAGCCGAACAAGAGGAGGGGCUUCAGCGAGGGCCUGUGGGAGAUCGAGAACAACCCCACCGUCCAGGCUUCCGAUUACCUGUGCGCCCUGGAGGAGAGCUGCCCUGAGGAGCCCGAGCCUGAGGCCACCGAAGGCGGCGAGGACCUGAAGAGCCACACCGACGGCGGCGACGACGAUGAGCAAGGGAAGCUGGGCGUCGACCCGCCAGCUGAGGAGGAGAACGAGAAGGAGCAGCUGAAGAGGACCGCUGAGGACCCGCCAGAGGACACUGUCAAGCGUCCCAAGGAGGCUGAUCUGGAAGAAGGAGAGGAGAUGAAGGAGGCGGCCGCUGUCGCCCCGGAAGCUGAGGAUGCAAGGCCACUCCUGGUGGAGGCGGAGAACGACCCCGCCGCCUCCGGGCUGGGCCCGGCCUGGGGACUGCCCGCGGUGGAGCAGGAGGCAGAGGAAGAGUCCGCCGAGAGAGAGGCCCAGGCCCCAGGCGUCGGAGGCGGCCACGAGAGCCAGUAG